AUGGAUUGCCGGAAGCAGCAACAUCGUAUGGAGCGGCCGUGGGAUGUGCCCAAGGAGGAGCUUGCCGUCUAUGCACUUGAAGCACUGGAAGAGGAAAUGGAGAUACAGAAAGGUGCUGAAGAUGAAGCGAUACUCGCUUGCCAGUACUACAUCCAGAUGCAUCAACUUUCCAAGGAAGCAUUUGUCUUUGUUUGUCAAAUUGUUCUUCUGCCUUUUUGGGCACUAGCAUGUUCAGGUGGCUACGUUGUGUUAACUUCUCCUGUAGCUGGGAGCAUAUAUAUGGUUCGGAUUCGUGAUCGAUUAAUAAUGCUGGAUCUAACACAAUUCGCAUUUGGACUUCGUUAUUGUGCCACUAUGAACCCCCAGCCACCGGUGCGCGCAACAUCUUUGUGUUUGUUGCAUUUUAAUACUUGCUCCGACUCGGAAAAUAUCUGUGGGAGAAGAAACGGUGGAGCGCGUGGCAGCCGACCGUGCCCGACGAGGCCGCUCUGCCUCAAACUGGUCAAGAACAAGGCCCUGGUGAAGAAGAACCGAAUUUGUCGCGAUGAGAAUCAACCGCCGACCCCAACACGGGACGAGGCGGUGGCGGAGGACCAAGAGAAUCUGCGGCCGCCUCCGACCCGAGACUGGCCAAAGGGGGACUUCAAGGAGGAGGACUCCAUCACCAUGUACCGUCGAACCUGGGAGAGAAGGUGGGCUGACCGUUUCGGCUCCUUCGACGACCAAACAAGUAUCGGUCCCAUGUGCUACACAUCUGAACCACCCACCCCGGAAUACCUUUUCAGAGAACAGACUGUGCAGAUCUUCUCCAUCAGGGUCAGGACCCCAACAGAUGGUCUCAAGUGGCCGCUGCAUGUCCAUGGCUAUGUCGCCACCAGAGACUCAAUGGAUCAUAAUCGCAACUAUCUCUUCAGGCGCACAGGGAUAACUGCCAAACCUUCACCCAGAAGGAUCCAUUCUUGUUGCUAACGGGCCCAUCCCGUGCGGUAGUGUACCUUGGUCCGAUCACAUUUGAAGUCCAGCUAAAAGUAAAGGGCGAAGGAGAGUCCGAAGAUGAGAUGCUGGCUUUUGGUGUCUUCUACUAUGGUGAUGGGAAUGCUUGUGCACGCAAGCUCUCUAUGUCUGUCCCCUACAAGCGGUGCACACUCGAGUAUGAAGUGGCGCUUCGGCCACGCUCGGUCGAGGCCACCAUCAGUAUCAAGGUCAUUGAUGGGUCAUGGCCAGAGAACCACCAUGGACAAGUCGUUGCCCUCACCUCCGGUGUGGAUGGGAAGGUCAUCCUGCUAGACGGAGAACUGCCCGUCGGUCCGGACGGCGCGAUCGAGCUCUCAAGGCGAGUUGUUUCUGUGGAUUUAAGAGAGAAACUGAUAGUUGCUGUGGAUGCUUCCCUGUCCGGUUUUCCCGCGCAAGCCACCGCCGAAUUCAUGCCGGAGAACUCUGGCAUGAGCGGCCGCAUUUGCGACCUCGGUUCCUGCAAGAUUCAAGUCACCGUUGCUUGGUCCCUCUUUGUUAUUGUUUUGUGAACAGACUCUGUUGGGUGGUGCUUGGUGGUUGCUCGACCGCUUUUGAAACACUAGAUCGUGUUGUGUAGUGUUUGGUGGUUGCUCAACCGCUGUUGAAACACUAGAUUGCGUGGGUAGUGUUUGGUGGUUGCUCGACCGCUGUUGAAACACUAGAUUGUGUGGGUAGUGUUUGGUGGUUGCUCGACCACUGUCGAAGUGUUUCGAAGCUGUCCAGCUCUGUCUGUUUAGCCGUUUUCAGUGGUAGUGUCCCUAAAGCUGUUGAACUGUUCCUGUAUUAUCGUGUCAUGAUACUCGUUGAGCGAG
Messenger RNA from Triticum dicoccoides, 1826 nucleotides. RefSeq lists its product as uncharacterized. Bases 1 to 969 code for a protein of 322 amino acids. The record is from RefSeq and is a predicted model, not a curated record. Lineage: Eukaryota; Viridiplantae; Streptophyta; Magnoliopsida; Poales; Poaceae. The transcript is spliced from 10 exons.